This is a messenger RNA of Caenorhabditis elegans, 1289 nucleotides long. RefSeq names its product F-box domain-containing protein (gene fbxc-19). NCBI's taxonomy places the organism in Eukaryota, Metazoa, Nematoda, Chromadorea, Rhabditida, Rhabditidae. The record is from RefSeq and is marked reviewed. The transcript has 4 exons. The coding region runs from base 208 to 1251 and encodes 347 amino acids.
UUUAUCUCAGGGCGUUGUAUACGAACUGCUUUUUUCUGACCAUUUCGUCCAGAGUUUUUGGGUCUGGGCUGGCAUACCUAUUGAUGCGGAGAGAUUUCCCAUGAGAAGGUGCCGUGCACCUGUCAGAAGGGAUGGUCAGUGAGUCGAUAGGUGUGCCAUAUUACUUGUCUCCUGCUCUUUUUAUUCCCCAUUUUCUGCUACAAAAAAAUGGUCUUCUCGAAACCACUGUCAUAUCCAAAUGUGGAAAUUCUUAUCCGAUUUUUGGAUCCCAGUUUGAGAUUCCGACUCUCCCGCCAGUGUCCAUCAAUUAGAUCAUGCGAGAAGAAACAUCCUUUCAUUCUAAAAUUUUUGGCGUUAAAUAAACAUAGCAUCACACUGAAUGCAACUAGCUAUCAGCUGGCAAUCUUCCAGGAUUCUGACAUCCCACUUGAAUUACCAUUUGAUGUGGAUGUCCGGGGAAGCAGGGAUAUGAAUUUGGUGGUCGAAAAACGAAGAGAGGAAAUUUUGAUCGAUGGUAGAUUUCAUAGAUUUCAUAGAUUUAAUGGGCAGAAUCCUGUGAGUCCAGGCGCCGCCCAAUGUAAUCAAUUUAUUCAGCUAACAGUUGGAAGUUAUAUCGAGAGGAUGAUGUAUUCUAGAAAGCUCCAUGAUGCUUUAUUUUACAUGAUCAAGAAGCUUCUAGUGGGAAAGCUUUCUAUUAAAGCCCACAAAUUUUGCCUAAGAAGCUCAGGCAUACUCCGAAUCCCUCAAAGCCUGAAAAUUCAAACAAAACAUGUUCAACUAGAAGGUCCGCACAUUGAGCAACUAUUGAAAGUUUUACCUUUUUUACUCGAUACCGGAGGCACACCCCUAUCGUCUUUCACAUUUUCGGAGACAUUGGUGACAACUGAAAAACUUGAUUUUGACAUUGUUCGGACCGCUGGGAUUUUGAUUUUCCAGUGGUCAACAUUGAUUAAUUUAUUUGAUUUGCGGCACAGGAGGGUUUAUUUCAAGCGGGUUGGACUGGAGUUCAUCUUACAAGUUAUCCGGAAUUUUUUGGAGCAUGGAAGGGAUUUUGACACUCAUUAUUCAUUUGAAGGGAUAAAUGAGCAAGCGAUUUUUAAGGCACUUGAGUUGCAGACCCGUGUUUAUAAAGAAAUAAGGCAUAACUGUGUCACUUUUUACAAGGAAAACUUCAUGGAUAUUGUGGUCAGUUACAAUGUGAACACGUGCAUUUUGGAUGUGAAAGUUCAGAGACAAGAGUUUUUUGUUUAAGCUCUAAUUUAAUUAAAUCAAUAAAAAUAAUUUGUUAA